UGCCCAUCACAUGGCCUUGGCAACAUCACAACCAAACCCAACCAAACCAAACAACGCAAUCUCGUAAAUACCUCCAUUCCCAAGGGCAUUUCUGUCAUACCAUCCCCUUAUAAAGACUCAGCACUCUCGUUCGCUUCUCCCCAACUCAAACUUCUCACGCUGCUCUUCGUAUAAGCUACGCCGCACAGCAGCAACAGGCUCCCCGUUUGCCCGGAAAAAAAAAAUGUCACCGUUUACCGGAAAGUCCAACAAGAUCGGCCACAUUGUCAGAGUCCGGCAGAUGCUGCUGCGGUGGAGGAAGAAGGCGGCCGCCGCGGCGGGGAGAGUUCCGGCGGACGUGCCGGCGGGACACGUGGCGAUCUGCGUGGGGAGCGAGUGCCGGAGGUUCGUCGUGCGAGCGUCCUAUCUGAACCAUCCGGUUUUCCGGCGAGUCCUGGCUCAGGCCGAGGAAGAGUACGGGUUCGCCAACCAGGGGCCCCUGGCCCUGCCCUGCGACGAGUCGCUUUUCCUGGAGAUACUCCGAGUUGUGUCCCGGGCCAAGACCAACUCAGACUUCCAGAGAUGCUCCCACGUGGAUCGCCUUGGUGUUCCUGCCGAAUCUCGACCGUUGGUUCGAGGGUUCCCCGACAAAUCGGUCUACUAAUUUAAGUACGAGUCGGCACCUGGAGCUAGUCGACCGACCCCGUCUACCUGACUGACUUCUGGGAUUCUUAUAUUCUUUCUCCCUUUUUUUUUUUUCUUUUUCUUUUCGUUUUUUGGUAAAAACAAAAGAAAAAAGAAAAUUGCUUAGCUUAUAUAUAUAUAUAUAUAUAUAUAUGGUAUGGAGAUGGCAAACAUGGGCUGUGUCGACCCGGCCGAGUCAUCCCGAGUUCGAGUGGGAGGCAGUCUAGAUAUGGCGAAUAUAUAAUAUGAUGAUGAUGAUGAUGAUGAUGAUGAUGUAUAUUUCUUGAUUUAUUGACUCUAUGAAAUGAAAUGAAAUGAAUGUCUGAUAUAUUUAUCUCUUUUUUCUUU
Diospyros lotus (date-plum) is the source of this 1011-nucleotide messenger RNA. Its product is annotated as auxin-induced protein 6B-like. The record is from RefSeq and is a predicted model, not a curated record. The coding region runs from base 224 to 643 and encodes 139 amino acids. Gene Ontology annotation, biological process: response to auxin. NCBI's taxonomy places the organism in Eukaryota, Viridiplantae, Streptophyta, Magnoliopsida, Ericales, Ebenaceae. The transcript has a single exon.